Molecule: messenger RNA, 508 nt
Organism: Dibothriocephalus latus
Lineage: Eukaryota; Metazoa; Platyhelminthes; Cestoda; Diphyllobothriidea; Diphyllobothriidae
Source: the annotation of a GenBank genome assembly
CCCGUAGGAGUUUAGAUCGACCCUCGUCAAAGUUCGCUACAAGGACUUACCGCCAGUCAAGCGUUUUGGGCUCAGAGCCAUUCUAGUCGGAAAUCCGGGAAUGCGUCUCGCAGCUGCCAGGACUCAAGCCGCCGAAGACCUGCGGAGCAUCGAGUGUCUGGGCCGCUCUGGCGUUUUCGUGCAGGAUUUGCCGGAUCCGGUCUCGGGGGGAUUUCCCAACUCCACCUGUGGAUUCUACCUGGAGCCCGAUGGUGUAUGGCCGACAAGCAUGCAGAAGGGGCCGCCCUCCGUGACCAUGAAGGAAAAAAGGACGACGAUGCCCACGACGGCGGCGGCACGAAAAACCAUCACGGACGAGGUCUACGUGCCGCAGAGUUAUCUUGAAGCCUACAACUGUCGACCACCGCCGUUUUUUAUUCCCAUGGUCGUGAUAGCACAAGUAAGUCAUAUACUCGUUUAUGUUUGCCCUCGACGCAACGAUAGCACUGUUGACAAAGGAAGACUGUAA